Molecule: messenger RNA, 5906 nt
Organism: Myotis lucifugus (little brown bat)
Lineage: Eukaryota; Metazoa; Chordata; Mammalia; Chiroptera; Vespertilionidae
Gene: MYO15B
Product: myosin XVB
Cellular component (GO): cytoskeleton; myosin complex
Molecular function (GO): protein binding; ATP binding; cytoskeletal motor activity
Source: RefSeq, a predicted model, not a curated record
AUGGGCGGGAGAAAGGGCAAAGCGCCCCGGUGCCCCGAGGGACCCAAGAGGCCGGACUCAGGGGAGCAGGAGUCGGGGUCCCACCAGCGCAGACGGCGCGGCCAGCGGGGACCGCCGACAGGGCCGUGGGAUCCCUGGGAGCCGGAGGACGAGGCCGAGGAGGCGCUGGAGAGGGACCUGGAGCUGAGCCUUGGGCCAGGCCUGGAGGCGCCGUCCCUCCCCGGUGCCAAGGGCAGGAACCCAGGGACCCUCCUGGAAGACACCGAGGACCUGGAAACGGCUGCGGUGAGCGGGCGCCCGCUGUGUGACAGCUCCCUUCUGCUGUGCCUCAAGAAGAGGUUUCGCCUGGGCCGCAUCUACACCUUUGGGGGGCCCCUCCUGCUCGCUCUGAACCCCCGCUGGCCCCUGCCUUUCUUCUCGCCUGAGGUCCUGGCCAACUACCGCCCCAGGAAGGCCCCCAGUGCCACCCCACACAUCUUCGCCGUCGCGGCAUCAGCCUACAGCCUGUGUGGGAGCACGGGGCGGGACGCAGGCAUUCUCCUCAGUGGGCACAGUGGCUCAGGGAAGACAGAAGCCGCCAAACAGAUCGUGCGGUUCCUGAGCGGCCUGGAGCAGGGGCAGACGAGGGACGCAGGAUGUCAGCUGGACGACGUGCUGCCCUGGCUCGGCAGCUUUGGCCGGCGCCAAGACAGUCCUCAAUGCCAACGCCAGGACGCCCUGGCCAAGGCCCUGUACUCGCGGCUCUUCGCCUGGCUCCUGAGGAGGACCAACACGCGGCUGGCCCCACCCGGGGAGGGAGGCAGCACGAACACCAUCACUGUCGUGGACGUCUAUGGUUUUGAGGCACUGCGGGUGAAUGGCCUAGAGCAACUGUGCAACAACCUUGCCAGCGAGCGUCUGCAGCUCUUCUCCAGCCAGAUGCUGCUGGCCCAGGAGGAGCUUCCCGGCCUCUUUGAUGUGGGACACGUGGCCGAGCAGCUGCGCCAGGCGGGCGUCCUGGAGGCCGUUUGUGCCCGCAGUGCCCACUUCCCUGUGCGCCUGCCCUUCCAGACCUUCCUGGCCAGGUUCCGGACCCUGGGAACCGGAGCAGGGGAGACCCCUCUGACCGGGAGAGGGGGGGGCGCCAUCCUGAGCCAGGGUUGGGGGCAGAGUCGCCCCUUCUGUCACCUUGGAACCACCCAGGUCCUGCUGCAGGAGCCGGGCUGGCAGCAGCUGGAGCAGCACUGGGCCCAGCGGCGCGCCCAGGCCCUGCUCAUCCUGCACCGUGGGCUCCGGGCCUGCAUCUCCCGCCAGCGCCUCCGCUUCCUGCCACGGAUGCAGGCUCGUGUGCGGGGGCUCCAGGCCAGGAAGCGGUACCUCCGGCGCCGGGCGGCCCUGGGACAGCUGAACACGGUGCUGCUAGCGGCCCGGCCCCUGCUCCGGAGGAGGCGGAGACUGCAGCUUGGGCACUGGUGUGGCUGGCACGGCGGCGGGUCCUCCGAGAGCGGGCCAAGCAUGGAGCUGGCGCGCCUGGAGAUCCCGGCCGAGCUGGCCGCGCUGCUGAGGAAAGAGGAAGGCCGUCAGCACACGCUGGCCCAGAGCAUCACUGAGGCCAAGCCCCCGGAGGUUCCUGCUCGGCCCAGCCUGACCCUGCCGCCGGACAUCGACCAGUUCCCCUUCUCCAGCUUCAUCUCCACCGGCUUCCAGGAGCCAUCUCUGCCCACUCCUGGGCAGCUGCUGGACAAGCCGCUGACCCGGCUGGACGGUGAGAACCCUCAGCAUGCCCUGGACAUCAACAAGGUGAUGCUGCGGCUCCUGGGGGAGGAGUCCCUGCUGCCCUGGCAGGAGCAGACCAUGGGCACCUACCUGGUGAGGCAGGGGCAGCGCCGGCCGGGACUGCGUGACGAGCUCCUCAGCCAGCUCGUGGCCCAGCUGUGGCACAACCCCAACGAGCAGCAGAGCCAGCGCGGCUGGGCCCUCAUGGCCGUCCUGCUCAGCGCCUUUCCCCCGGCGCCCGCCCUGCAGAAGCCACUGCUCAAAUUUGUGUCAGACCACGCCCCCAGCGGCAUGGCAGCGCUGUGCCAGCACAAGCUGCUGGUGGCCCUGGAGCAGGCACGGCUGGCCCCUGAGACCACACGUGCCCACCCCCCCACUCAGCUCGAGUGGACGGCCGGAUGGCGCCGAGGCCGCAUGGUGCUGGACGUCUUCACUCUCAAUGACGAGUGCUUCUCCGCAGAGGUGGAGUCCUGGACUACGGGGGAGCAGUUUGCCGGGUGGAUUCUGCAGAGCAGAGGCCUGGAGGGGCCCCCCCGUGGCUGGUCCGUGUCACUGCACUCCGGGGACUCCUGGCAGGACUUGGCUGGCUGUGACUUCGUGCUGGACCUGAUCGGCCAGACCGAGGACUUGGGGGACCCUGCUGAUCCCCACAGCUACCCCAUUGCCCCCGAAAGCUUAGCCGAGGACAUCCCCCCCGCCCCCGGCGUCCAGGCCCCCUCACUGUGCCCAGGUCCCCCUCCAGGCCCAGCCCCGACCCUCCCUGGCAGGGGCCACACAGGGGAGCCCCGGGCCUCAGGGAACCUGGAUAGCUACCUGGACCACAUCUUCGAGCCGGUCCUCUCCCCAGGCCUCAGAGAUCUGGAGCAAGCCAGGGCUCUGAGCAGCCGCAUGAAGGGAGGGGGCGGCAUCGGGCCCAUGCAGCAAGGAAGCUACCCUAUGGUGAUGUACCCAGGGAUGAUGCAGAUGCCUGGAUACCAGCCAGCUAUGAUGCCUGCACCCAUGCCCAUGAUGCCAGCAAUGGGCACAGUUCCUGCCAUGCCAGCCAUGAUGGUGCCACCACAGCCGCAGCCACAGCCCCUGCUCCCCAGCGUGGACGCCAGGCAGCUGGCAGCCCAGCAGCAGAACUUCAUCAACCAGCAGGCGCUGCUCCUGGCCCAGCAGAUGACCGCCCAGGCCAUGUCCCUGACCCUAGAGCAGCAGACUCAGCAGCGCCAGCGCCAGGCCCAGGCAACUGCAGCCACUGCCCCGAAGCCCAAGAAGCCCCCGGCCCCCCGGAAGGAGCCGGAGCCGGAGCCGGAGCCGGAGCCAGAGCCGGAGCUGGUGGGUGUCUGCCUGAGGGAGACCUCACAGGAGGAGGAGGAGAGGCUGAGGAGCUUCCAGCAGAAACGGAACUAUUUCCAGAAGAUGGGGCAGCAGCAGAUCAAGGUGAAGAUGGCGAAGCCUCCGGCCAAGGUGCAGAUCCCCCGAGGGGAGGAGCAGGAAGAGGAGGAACCCAGUGCAGGUGGCAGGGAGAUGGGGGGCAGGGAUGUUUCCUCCUCGGCAGUGCCAUCUCCUCCUCCCGCCCGCCCGGGAGUGAAGAAGCCACUGACACCAGGUGGGGCCAAAGCUGUGCGGAAGGCGGAGGCUGAGCUGGCCCAGGAGGCGGAGCCUGAUGGUGGUCCCAGGCAGGCGCAGGGCAGAGAUGCGGUGCCCAGCCCAGAAUCCCCGAAGCUGCCCAGCAGGGAGAUCCGUAACAUCAUCCGCAUGUACCAGAGCCGCCCAGGCCCCGUGCCCGUGCCGGUGCAGCCAUCCAGGCCCCCCCAAAAUUUCCUGAAGAGAAACAACCCUAAGGACGAGGCUCUGGCCAAGCUGGGGAUCAGCAGUGCCCAAUCGCCCCCCUCGGCACUGUCCCCCGGCCCAGAGAAGGGUCCUCCGCCAGCCGUAGCCCCUCGACCCAAGGCCACACCGCGGAUCCACACCUCCAACUCCAUCCGGGAGAAGCAGGGGCCCCUUCAGGAGCUGUUUGGCCAGAAGCCACCCACUGCCCAGGCACCCCCACCUCCACCCGCGCCCCCACUGCCUCCACCCGGGGACCUGGGGACCCCUUCAGCUGAGCCCCGCGGUAAGGAACCCCACGACCCCAUGCGGCGGGCCACCAUCCAGGAGUCGCUCAUCAGCCUCAGAAAUAAGAAAACGAGCAGGCGGGCUGUGGAGAGCUUCCAGGGUGAGUGGCCAGCCUGGGCCCCAUGCCUGUGGUGCCUUGGACCUAGGCACCCGGCCGCCUUCUCCCGGGAGUUCACCACUUCAGGGCAGCUCAGGGGUGGUUCCUAUUCCCCGGCGGCCUUCGCCCACUUCUGCUCCUGCCCAAGACGUUGUGGGUUGUGUAGAUUCUGGGCCGGAAGGCAGUGGCGGUGCCGUGUGGGGCUGCGGGCACCCACAGAAUUUCUGAGCCUUGUUUCCCCGUCGGUAGAGCUGGGUCUGCCGCCCUACCUGGCUCACACAUGUUUUGAGAGCAAGGCAUCAGAUGGCGGGGAAAGCCCUGUGUGGGGACGCGUGGGCCAGGCCCAGGCCCCCACCCAGCUCCCCACGCUUCUCGUGCUGCCUGUAGUUCUGAUGCAGUUUAUGGGGGACCAGCCGAAGCCCCGGGGCAAGGACGAGAUAGAGCUCCUCUAUGAGCUGCUGAAGCUGUGCCGGGAGAAAGAGAACCUCAGGGAUGAGAUUUACUGCCAGGCCAUCAAGCAGGUCACGGGACACCCCCGGCUGGAAUUCUGUGCUCGAGGCUGGAGCUUCCUCAGCCUCCUCACCGGCUUCCUGCCGCCGUCCACCACGCUGAUGCCCUACGUGACCCAGUUUCUGCAGGACGCAGGCAGGAGUCAAGAGCUGGCCCGCAGCAGCCAGAAGCACCUCCAGCAGACGGUCAAAUACGGGGGGCGCCGGCGGCUGCCGCCCCCGGGUGAAAUGAAGGCGUUCCUGAAAGGGAAAAUGCUCCGCCUGCUCCUGGUUCACCUGCCCGGAGGCGUGGGCUACAAGACCAACGUCGGGACUUUCACCGUGGCAGCAGAGGUGCUGGAGGAGCUAUGUGGGAAGAUGGGCAUCACGGAGCCCGAGGAGGUCCAGGAAUUUGCCCUGUUCCUCAUCCAAGGCGAAGGUGAGCUGGCUCGGCCCCUGCGGCCCCAGGAGUACCUCAACAAUGUGCUGGUGGACCCGAAAACCAGCCUGCACAGCCGGCGGCUCGGCUGGGAGACCCGCCUGCACUUUGAUAACCCCACCUACAUCAGCACCCACUACAGCCAGGUGCAGCGAGACUACCUGCAGGGGAAGCUGUUGGUCGGCGCCCAGGCAGAUGCCCAAGUUGCCCGGCUGGCUGCCCUCCAGCUUGUCAGCAGGACUCAAGAGGCCCCCCCCUCGGAGCGAGACCUGCUGGCUUACUUGCCGAGGCUGCUGCAAGGUCAGGUGAACGUGGCCGCCAUCCAGAGCCUGAUGGACCAGGAGCUGAGGCAGCUGCAAGGAUGCAGCGCCCAGGAAGCUCAGAUCGGCUUCAUUGAGGCGGCCAGCCAGCUGCCCCUCUUCGGUUACACUGUCUACGUGGUGCUGCGAGCGAGUGACCUGACGCUGCCCAGACCCAGCCUCCUGGGGCUGAACCGCCAGCACCUCAUCCUCAUGGACCCCAGCUCCCAGACACUGUGCUGCUCCAUCGCCCUGAGGGACCUGCAGCAGCUCCACCUGCUGAGCCCCCUGGAGGCAGGCAGGCCCCCUGCCCUGGAACUCAACUACGGCUCCGCUGACAGCCCCCAGACCAUCUGGUUCGAGCUGCCGCAGGCCCGGGAGCUGCAGUACACCAUCGCCUUCCUGCUCAACAGCAGCGACACUUCCGUUUAGUGGCCGGCCUCACUCGAGAGGAGAGGUGGAGGGCAGGAGAGGAGGAAGGGCCCCUCCCUGGACCCAGUCUCACCCGAUGGUCUCCCUUGGGUGCUGUCAGGUCACUUUGGUUUGGACUUUGUGGCUUGGCUGUUCUGGAACCUGCCCAGCACAGCCCGGCUGGCCCACAUGGAGGUCACAAGGCAGGGGCUGCUACAGUGACAUCAACUGGGAAGGACUCCUUUGGGGGACGUGUGGGGGCUGUGGGAACUCGGCUUGGAGCUGAUGUUGCCCGUCUGGGGGAGGUGCCCCCC